AUGCUGAGGAUCUGCAUUAGCUGCUGUACCUCGCCCAGUAAUACAAACGACAGUAGUGCCAAAGUCGGUUUCAAGAAAAGGGAAAAUGUCUUGAAGAAGAACAGAAAGCAUUCAAAAAAAUCAACUCAAAAGAUUCUGCUUCUCGGCACCGGUGAAAGUGGAAAAAGUACUUUUUUAAAGCAGAUGCGCAUCAUCACCGGGAAAACUUUCACAGAAAGUGAAAUCGAUCAGUUUAAAUCUGUAAUAUAUGACAAUAUUUACAAAGGAGUUUUAUAUUUGCUGCAGGCACGCACAACUCUUGGCAUUCCGUGGGCCGGAGGUUCUGGGUGUUCAGCCGAGCAGGCUGCUGAACGCCUGGAGGAGCACUUUCGAGAGACCCGCGCCGAGCGUCGUCAGAGGGCGUUUCUGGGCAACGGGGUUCCACUCUGGCGGGAGGAGGAGUUCCUCGCCCUAGCGCCUCUCUUCCAGGCCGUCUGGGCAGACUCUGGCAUCCGGCUGGCGUUUGAACAGCGAAACCGUCUCAUCACCGAGGUCUUUGUGAGUCUGCUUACUUAUUUUUCACAACUUUACCCCCCAAACCAGUUGGUUAUUAAUGCAACAUACAAUUUGUGGUCUUGA
This is a messenger RNA of Mesocestoides corti, 618 nucleotides long. The record is from the annotation of a GenBank genome assembly. NCBI's taxonomy places the organism in Eukaryota, Metazoa, Platyhelminthes, Cestoda, Cyclophyllidea, Mesocestoididae.